This is a messenger RNA of Didymodactylos carnosus, 546 nucleotides long. The record is from the annotation of a GenBank genome assembly. NCBI's taxonomy places the organism in Eukaryota, Metazoa, Rotifera, Eurotatoria, Philodinida, Philodinidae.
AUGUGCGAUUUGGAUAUGAAUCAUACGCAUUAUUUGCUAUUGGAUGACAAGAGAGGAGCUGGAUCGGAGUGGAAAAAUAUGCAUAGUGGUCAAAAAAUAAACUGUCGAGCAGAUUUGAUUUUGGAUUUACGUUCUGAAAUCGAAGAGGAGUCAACCUUUAUCUGGAAUCCGCCAACAAUUACAAACAAACUUACGCCAGCGAUCGCUAUUAUUGUAGAGAAGACAGCCAACUUAUUUUCGAAAAUUAACGAUCUCUCAACAGAAGAGCAGACUGAGUUAAUAGUGGAUAUUGCUGAAGAUCUAAAGGCAGUAUUGCUAGCCGAUAUUGGGAAAGCAACAUCAGAAAGAAAAAGUAUAUCACAUUUACGAGAAGCAUCUCGUCAAGCAAAUGUUUUAAAAACAAAUGUAGACAAAUUUCAAGAACUGCUGUCGCCCUCAAAAUGCCAGACAUCUUUCAAUGAAAGAAAACAGCUAGCUGAAGCAAUGAUGAUAAUGGCAAAUAAGCUGCAUACAGGUGAUAAGAGGAUCGAAAAUGCUGAUCGUUAA